UCAUCUCAUAAAUUAGUGAACACAAAGGAAAAAUAAAUAACAUCUUUUUGUUUUAAUUACUCAAAAAAAAAGCACACAAAGAAAAUGAUGAUGAACAAAGUUGUAUUGGGUUCGAUCCUGUUUUUCAUGUUGGUCAGUUCGGUUCUUGUGGUUGAGGCUCGUCCUUUGGGUUUAACGAAGGCUGAAGAGAAGCUCGUGGCUAAGUUCUUUGAUGGUUUGUCACUUGGGGCGAUCAAGGGCUCGGGUCCUAGCUCUGGUGGUGAGGGUCAUCAUUUUGUCGACCGGAGUGAGACGCUUGGGUAUGGUAAACACUCCGGUCCCAGCACGAGCGGACCCGGCCACUAAUUUCGGACCGGACCAGUUAAUCAGGUGGCUGCUUUUGUCUAGCUUCAGAGAUUGAGUGGUUGUUAUAUAUAUAUAUAUAUAUA
Molecule: messenger RNA, 428 nt
Organism: Camelina sativa (false flax)
Lineage: Eukaryota; Viridiplantae; Streptophyta; Magnoliopsida; Brassicales; Brassicaceae
Source: RefSeq, a predicted model, not a curated record